UUUAAUCGACUGAAGGCUGUAUUUCACAGUUUAUAUAGGCUAAACUUAAAGAGCACGAGUCGCCCGUGUGAUAAUAAUGAGUUGAAAAGUCAGCAGAUGGCGCUUUAUCUGCUUCAUAAUUAUUGAGUUGAAUUGAACAGACAGCAGAGGGCGCGCUAUCGCGCUUCAUCUGGCGCAUGCGCAGUGUCACGUUCAUGUUUGGAGCCGCACAAUGGGCGGAGAUCUCUGCUGUUUCCUUCCAAAAAUCAACUGAUGAUCAACCCACGGGAAACGGUUUCCAUGUAGCGGGUUUAGAGAGAUAUGCCAGGACUUAAAGUGAUGGACUGGCUGUUUGACAGGAUUUCCUUGCAGAAGGAUGAUCUGUCGAUUAUAAUAUCGUUUGAUUAACACAUUGCACCGGUUCCGUAUUCAUUGCAUCCCACAUCCAUUCAGGAUCCUGUCUUUGGAUUAACGAGGUCUAAAACUCAGUUUUCCAGCCAGUAUUUGUGUUUUUAUCCGUGGUCCAUCUUUGCAAAGUCAUGGAGCCCAACAUGGAGUACAUAGUGGCGCAGGUCACGCAGAAAGAGGUCGGACGUCGGUUUCAAGUCGGGCCGGAAAUCAUAGACUACAUCGUGGACAGACAGAAGUCACAUGACCUGGAGCACGAUCAGAGCAUGCUGGACAGGAUGGUGGACAGUCUGGCAACCUCGUGGGUCAACGCGAGCAAUUUCAAGGAAGAGUCACUCCUGUUCUCACGGAUUCAGUGAGACUCUUGGUCUUUACGAAAGUGGAAACGGAUUUAUAAUUUCACAGAACUGCAUUUUUGGAUGACAGACAGUUUGCAUUAAAUGAAAAAUGUAGGUUAUGCUUGUAAACUACAGACGUUGAAGGACUAAAGCUGCUGAUUUGAAGUAUUUAAGGAACAUGAUAUACAUUAGGAGGUUUUUGAAUUGCAUUGAUCUCUUGUCGCUUCUACUGUUCAAUCGUUAGUGUUUUAUAUUCUACUGGUUGUCAUUCUUUGGUGAUUUAGCCUGAAAACAAUGUUUGGUUUGAGAAGUCGCUCAGUUUCAAUCUAAUUUUCCUCUCAUCAUCUUUACUGUGAUUUAUCUUUGGCUUUAUUUAAGUUCUUGAUCAGUUUGGCUACAAUGUUUUCAUCGUUCUGUCAGAUAAAUAAAAAAAUUAUG
Messenger RNA from Cyprinus carpio (common carp), 1163 nucleotides. Its product is annotated as CLIP-associating protein 1-B-like. Gene Ontology annotation, cellular component: microtubule organizing center; spindle microtubule; cytoplasmic microtubule. The record is from RefSeq and is a predicted model, not a curated record. Gene Ontology annotation, biological process: mitotic spindle assembly. The transcript is spliced from 3 exons. Gene Ontology annotation, molecular function: microtubule binding; kinetochore binding. NCBI's taxonomy places the organism in Eukaryota, Metazoa, Chordata, Actinopteri, Cypriniformes, Cyprinidae. Bases 519 to 746 code for a protein of 75 amino acids.